GUUCUCUCAAGUCUCAACUCCUCACUCAUCGAUCAUUCAUAUACCGCGAGUCUUGUAAAUGGCAGCCACCAGGAGCAGAUAACACCUGCACAACAAGACAAACAAACCAACAGAAUCAGCCAAUUUACUCCCUCCCUCCCUCCUUUCUUCUUUCCAUCUCCGUCCGUCGUCACCCCCCGCCACCCCUCCGCGGACUAUCUGAUGGAAGCCAUUGGUGUCGCUUCUUCCUCUAGCAUCGUUGUUUUACACAGCAAUGGAACCAGAAGCUUGUUUUCUUCCUCCACGGUGUUUAAUCUUGAUAGAUGCCCUCUCACUUGUUUUCUCCCUGCUAAAAAGAAGGUUACUGGUGAUUUCUUGAAGCAUUCCAUAAGCUCAAAGCUGCACGGGAGUCUUUCUGCUAUUUCAGCUUCUGCUUCUCUCUCGCAGCAGGAGGCUGCCCAGGUUGACUUGGAAGACUCGGACUCUGAAGCCCAAAUCCAAGAAACAGGUGAAUGAGCUCUUUCCGAGACGAGGGGAAAAAGAGUUUUCAAUGGCGUGUCUAUUUGAUCGUUUUAGGGUUUCCUUUAGGCAUUUCUACGUCCAUGGUUGAACCAGUAUCUCUAAUUUCUUGCAGAGGAAAGGAAUGUUCCUUCCGUUCGUGUGAAGUUCCUAUUACAGAAGGAAUGCUCGUUUGGUGAGCAAUUUGUCUUGGUAGGGGACGAGUCAGUGUUGGGUUUAUGGGAACCUGAAAAUGGUGUGCCAUUGGACUGGUCAGAUGGACAUGUUUGGGCUGUGGAACUAGAUAUACCAAUUGGGAAGACAAUCAAGUACAAGUUCAUCCUCAAAGGUCUAGAUGGCUCGUUACUGUGGCAGCCAGACCCUGAUCGAGUUCUUGAGCCAUGGGAAACUCAGGGCACCAUAGUUGUUCUCGAAGAUUGGGAAGAUCCUCUAGUUCAGAAGAUCAUGGAGGAAGAAGCAGUACAAACUUCUCAGAGUGUUGCUGUAAAUGAAGAACCCGUUACUGACGAAGAAGAAACACCAAACCCUGUAGUAGAUGACUCUGGCUUGCCUGUUAAAGCUGGAACUUUGGCUCUCCAGGAGACUGAAACAGUUACUUAUGUAAAGGAAGAGGAAGAACCAUCUGCAAGUGUUACAGAAGAAGAGGCAGCAGCUGACAAAGAAGAAGAUACAGCACCUGUUCCGGACUCUACUUUGCAGAUUGCAACAGAGAGUUUGGCUCCUCGAGAGAGUGAACCUGUUUUGGUCUCUGCCCAUGAGGUAUCUUUCUUAGCCGCUAAGGUUUGUGCUACUACCCAACUAGAGAAGGCAAUGGCUUCUGUUAUGGCAGAUAACAAUAUCACUCACCACCACCAAGGGGGGGAGAGUAUUACUCAAAAUGGAAAAGGUCAAGUUUCAGGUGAAAGCAUGAAUGAUGGUCAAAAGGUGGACCCUGUGUUUCCUUUGAGCGAUGAUAAUGUUGAAGAUGGUGAUGAGUGUGUUGAUGGAAUAUUGUUACCCGAAGAAGCUGGGUUGGCUGUUCUUGUACCGGGCUUAUUAUCUACAGUUCAGGAGUCCCCAACCGAAGAAGAAGCAAGGGAGGAUGAGGGAAUAGCAAUUGCUGUUGAUGCGUCAUCUGAGGAAGUUCAACAUAGUGGAGAAGAGAAAUCCAUUAGGUCAGAAUAUGACAAGGAAGAAGCCAAGGGUGAAGGAAUAACAGAGUUGUUGCCCAAGGAGGAGAAGGUGAAAGAUUAUGAUAAUGGUGAAGAUGUUGAUGGUGAUGACAGAGCACCACCAGUUAUGAACUUAACAAUAACCACUGGUAGUAGCGAUGGAAUAUUGGAACCUGAACAAGAAGGAGUGACUGCUCCUUUACCGGGUUUAUCACCUCUAGUUCUGGAGACACCGAGUGAAGAAGAAGCAACUGGGGGUGAGCAAAGUGUUACGAUUGCCUUUGAUGCCUCAGUUGACGGAGCUAACAACAAUGACGUUGAGAAUCCUAGUGGAGAAGAGAAAACCAUUGCUUUGGAGUAUGACAAGGAACAAGUUUAUGUCGAAGAACCAGUAGCGUUACCCGAGGAGAAGGACGAGGAAGAGGAGAAACCAAAUGAUGAUGGAGUGGAAGAGAAGUCAACUUCAGCUAGUGAUGAGAGUCGAUGCAAAUUUCCAACUCCCAGUGGUGAAACUGAGAAUGUGCUGCAGAAUGACAUGCAGUGGGUGCAGAAACUACUGAGUAACCUAGGCCUGCUGUAAAAUUUUUGUCCCACCUCUCUAAAUCUUUUAGAGACCAAAUUUUCUGGCUGCAGUGGCCGGAUCCACCUCCUGUACAUAAUAUGCGAUCCGUGUCAUCUGUUCUCAUGAUUUUGUGCAGUUUGCUACUAUCCAUUGUAAUUGGCAAUAUCAAUGCUGUGCUGUGCUGUGCUGUGUAUAUAAUGGCGUAAUGUCUGGCUUUCGCUGCGGAAGCAAGUGCAUUUUGAAAGGCUUGUUAGCUCAAUCAUCAAAUACCAAUCCAGAUUCCAGACUCUAAACA
This is a messenger RNA of Linum tenue, 2506 nucleotides long. NCBI's taxonomy places the organism in Eukaryota, Viridiplantae, Streptophyta, Magnoliopsida, Malpighiales, Linaceae. The record is from the annotation of a GenBank genome assembly.